This is a messenger RNA of Rhipicephalus microplus (southern cattle tick), 1442 nucleotides long. RefSeq names its product enoyl-CoA delta isomerase 2. The record is from RefSeq and is a predicted model, not a curated record. NCBI's taxonomy places the organism in Eukaryota, Metazoa, Arthropoda, Arachnida, Ixodida, Ixodidae. Gene Ontology annotation, molecular function: fatty-acyl-CoA binding.
CUUGUCAACGACUCGCUAUCUCACUGGCUGCACAGAACACCUGCUGGCUGUCGUAGCUGUCGUGGUGGGUCAUGUAGCGAGUACUGACAGUGACACCGGUGACGCGCCGAUACACAGGAAAGUGCACAGCGGCUUCAGUCAGUAUCUGCUCUCUUGACGAAGGGGGAAGUCUUUGCCCUUCGUCGCAUACGCAACUGCUAACAUCCGUGAGAAGAGCGCACAGCUCUCGCAGAUAUCCAAGCGAUACAACUGCAACCGCCGUGCCCUCGCAUCAAAACCGAUUCCACGAGGAAAUUUUUUGUGGCUGACGAGUUUUGCCUGUGAUUGUGCCGCAAAUGAUGCUGAGCUUAACGCGGAGACUGACCUUCGGCCGAGCCGUUAGCAGCCGGGUUAGCGCGGCCCUGUGGUCUUCGUCGGCGGCGACACCCGAAGAACGCUUCAAAGUCGCUGUCGCCAACCUCGACAAGUUGUCCGAGGAGCCCUCGAACGACGUUAAGCUCAAGUUGUACGCGUUGUACAAACAGGCCACAGUGGGCAAAUGCAACACGUCCAAGCCAGGCGUUUUUGAUCUGGUCAACAAGGCUAAGUGGGACGCCUGGAAUACCCUCGGGGACAUGCCUAAGGAAAAGGCACAAGAUGAGUAUGCCUCGCUCGUCGACAAGCUUGGUGGUAGUGCCAUCAGCGCCAGCUCGUCGAGCGCUGCCGAGUCCGCACAGUCGCAGUCUGUCGCCACUGGUGGAGACCUCGUGUCGAGCGUCGAGGACAAGGGAUUUGUGAUCCGCUUCAACCGGCCUGCCAAAAAAAACUCCAUCACGCUUGAGAUGUACGAUACAAUGAUCGACUACCUUAAGGAGGCAACCGAGCGAGACGACGUCCACUACCUGGUGCUCACGGGCACAGGUGACUUCUUCUCGAGCGGCAACGACUUGGGCAACUUCAUGAACCGGAUGAAGACGGGCGCCCCGCCCGAUGUGCUAGCCAAGGAGGCGGCUGAGCUCGUGCGUCGGUAUGUUGCUGCUUUCAUCAACUUUCCCAAGCCGGCAGUGGCUCUGAUCAACGGUCCUUCCAUAGGCGUUUCCUGCACAGUUCUAGGUUUGUUCGACUUCAUUUACGCCUCGGACAAGGCUUUCUUUCACACACCAUUCACACUGCUCGGUCUGAACCCUGAAGGCUGUUCUUCCUACACAUUCCCAAGGGCCAUGGGUGUGGCGAGGGCCAACAGGGUGUUGAUGCUCAACGAACAGCUCAGCGCGCAGGAGGCUAAGUCGUGCGGAUUCGUCACCGACGUUUUCCCUCAUGCCACGUUCCAUGAGGAGGCCAAGAAGAGGCUUCAGCAGCUCGCCAGGCUUCCGCCCAAGGUAUUUUUAUCUACAGCAUUAGCAGGCAUUUGUCAAGCAUAUCACCAAAGCGCCCGGUACAAGCUCGGCAAGGAGUGCCCCUAG